GUCCUUGAUGAGGAAGAAGGGAGUUCAACAGCAGGGGGGAAAUAGCCAAGAUGCCUGACAAAGUACUGGAGAGGAAAUCUAAAAUCUCAGCUUCUCGCAAGCUCAUGCUGAAGAGCUUGAUGGUCGCCAAGGCCAAGGAAGAGCUGGAGCAGGAGAUGGAAGAAAAAGAGGAACAGAAGGCAAAGUACCUGAAAGAAAAAUCACCUCCUAUACAAACCAGUGGCAUAUUGUUAGCAGAGCUACAGACAUUAUGCAAAGAGCUGCAUGCCAAAAUAGACGUGGUGGACGAAGAGCGGUAUGAUAUUGAAGCCAAAGUCUUGCACAACACCAGAGAGAUCAAAGACCUAAACAUCAAGGUACUGGACCUGCGAGGGAAGUUUAAGAAACCCAACCUGAGAAGGGUGAGGGUCUCUGCUGAUGCCAUCCUGCGCUCCGUACUGGGCUCCAAACAUAAGGUCUCUAUGGACCUGCGAGCUAAUCUUAAAUCGGUCAAGAAGGAGGACACAGAAAAGGAGAAGACGGUGGAGGUGAGUGACUGGAGGAAGAAUGUGGAAGCCAUGUCGGGCAUGGAGGGCCGCAAGAAGAUGUUUGAUGCAGCAAAAGGCCAAAACCAGUAGAGAAACAGCUGGCUUUCAUCUUACGUCAAAUACCAUUACUUGCAAACCAAAGAGUGCAGAACACAGCUUAAUCUCAGAAGGAGCACUUCACAGGGUCACAGAGAAUAUUUUGCUAUUUUAUAUUCAAUACAUUUUCACGGUUUCAUUAUCACUGAAAUAAACACAG
Molecule: messenger RNA, 783 nt
Organism: Perca flavescens (yellow perch)
Lineage: Eukaryota; Metazoa; Chordata; Actinopteri; Perciformes; Percidae
Gene: tnni1b
Product: troponin I type 1b (skeletal, slow)
Exons: 8
Coding region: 51-617 (188 amino acids)
Biological process (GO): cardiac muscle contraction; skeletal muscle contraction
Cellular component (GO): troponin complex
Source: RefSeq, a predicted model, not a curated record